This is a messenger RNA of Babjeviella inositovora NRRL Y-12698, 552 nucleotides long. RefSeq names its product mitochondrial 54S ribosomal protein bL31m (gene MRPL36). NCBI's taxonomy places the organism in Eukaryota, Fungi, Ascomycota, Pichiomycetes, Serinales. The record is from RefSeq and is a predicted model, not a curated record. Gene Ontology annotation, biological process: mitochondrial translation. The transcript has a single exon. The coding region runs from base 1 to 552 and encodes 183 amino acids. Gene Ontology annotation, cellular component: mitochondrial large ribosomal subunit. Gene Ontology annotation, molecular function: structural constituent of ribosome.
AUGUACUCUCUUAGAAGUGUUGGUAACAAGACUACCGCCAGCGCCUCCAAGCGUUUCCUCUCCUACAAUCCAAAUGCACCGGUUGUGACCGAUGUCCAGUUGGCCAAGGUUCCAAGCAGAAAAAUCAAGUUGGGUAAGGCCAGACCAAAGGUGUACCACCAGUUCGACACCCUCAUCCGAUUAUCGGAUGGGUCUGUCGUCAAGAGAAGAUCGCAGCUUCCAAAGGACCAGUUGACCAUGCUUAACGACCAGAGAAACGCUCUUUUGUGGAACCCAUCCAGAACGGGGUUGACCCAGGUCGACGUGGGUGCUAAGGGUAAGUUAGACAGAUUCAAGGCUAAGUAUGCCCAAUUCAACAACGAAGAUGUCUCUGCCGAAACCUCUGAAGCUGUCGAAACCUCUGAAACUGCUGAAACCUCUGAAACUGCCGCUCCAAAGGCUGACGAAUCUGACGCCUACCUUGAUCUUAUGGGUGUUGGUUUCGUGCCAGUCAAGGGUGGUAUUUUGGCCCACAAGAGAGGUAACAGAAGAUCUGACUCCAAGAAAAAGUAA